AUGUCGCACCAACACCACCAGCGCAUGAGUUUACGCGUCGCGAAUAGCAACGUUUCCGCUUCUGUCGUCGACAAUACGAACACCACGAACGCUACGAAUACGGAGAAUAACGAGGAGAAUACGAAUCAGAUGACACCAAACAGAGACGCGAGUCACAUCCAGCGCCGGUUGUCUUCGGGAUCCGGAAUCAUCAACUCGGCGAUAUCCAUGCUGAAAUCCAUCGCCAAGAGCGCGUCUUCGGCGAAGAGAGAAAGGGCGGAGACUAUGAGUUCGGAGGAAGAUGUGGAAAACAACGAGUUUUUGCAAGGCGAAGAUGCGAACGCGAAGAGGGCGAAGAGGAGUUUAGGGACGAAUACCGCUUCAACCCCGUUGGUGAACGCGACGAGCGCGAAGAACGACACGACGCCGCCGCCGACGAAAAAGGCGGACGCGGAUUCGAGUUUUAUCACGAGCUCGUUGAGGAAGAGCAAGAAAAGUAAAAGCGAGAAGGAGGAAAAUGGCGGCGGCGGGAGACAGUUGAGAUUUGCGGCAGCCGCGAACAACUCGUCGAAACACGCCGCGGUAUCGGACGACGACGUGGAGAUUGGCGGGAGCGCCAGGGAAGAGGGGGAGGAUGACGUGGAAGCGGCGAGAACCAAGACGACGAGACGAAAGACAACGACGACAACGAAUAUAAUGAACGCAGCGACAGCUGCCGAACAAGGAGGAGGAAUGAUAAGAAGAGGAAGGAAACGGUUCAUGGAUUCCAUUUUCUCGCCGAUGUUUUCGUUUCUUUCCGGGACAGAAGUCGCCGAAAAGAAGGGCGUCGCCGCCAUCGCCGUCGCGGAAGAGGAGGAGGAUGGCGCCGCCAAGAGUACUCGAACUGCUUCGAGGCUUGGGUCGAAAAAAUACGCCAGACUUCGCGCGUUGACGCCACCAAAGCACGACAAAGGUCUCGACGACGUUCGUGAAGACGAGGAUGAUGAGGACGAGGACGAUGCGCCGUCAACCUCUUUUGGCGCCGGAAGAAAACGAAGCCGCGCGGAGUUGGAUGCCAUUCUCAGCGGAUUCACCGUCGAUACUGACGAUGACGAGGCUGAAUUUCUCGACUCCGACGACGAGUACGACGAGGAAUUCGACCCGUGGGCGUUCAUUUUUCACUUGCCUCCUCUAGAGCAGUGCGUCCCGAAACGGAGGAAAGCGGCGUUACCGACCAAAAAGAAAGGCGAACCAAAGAACACUUUGGUGCUCGAUUUAGACGAAACUUUAGUGCACUCAAACUUAGAAGAAGAGGAAGGUACGCCAGAUUUCACCUUCCCGGUUCAGUUUAACAACGAAACGCACGCGGUGAAUGUGCGCAUUCGCCCGCAUUUGGAGGAGUUCAUGAAGCGCGUCUCGAAGAAAUUCGAGGUUGUGAUAUUUACGGCGAGUCAAAAAGUGUACGCGGAUAAGUUGUUGGACCAUUUAGAUCCAGAGCACGUUUACUUUUCGCAUCGAUUAUUCCGCGAUUCGUGCGUUUUAGUGGAAGGGAACUAUUUGAAAGAUUUAUCGGUGUUAGGAAGAGAUUUAAGUCGAACGCUCAUCAUCGACAACUCGCCGCAAGCGUUUGGGUUUCAAGUAGAAAACGGCGUCCCGAUUGAAUCGUGGUACGACGAUCCCACCGACGACCACUUGUUGCGAUUGUUGCCGGUAUUGGACGUGAUAUCGGAAGUAAACGACGUGAAACCGAUACUGAACCGCGCGUUCGGGUUGAAAAAGAGAACUUUACGAGCGGGCGCGAGAGCGAAAAGAUGGCGAGAGCUGCGAGAGAAGAGCUUGUAUCGUUAA
Messenger RNA from Bathycoccus prasinos, 1806 nucleotides. RefSeq lists its product with no specific name. The record is from RefSeq and is a predicted model, not a curated record. Gene Ontology annotation, molecular function: phosphoprotein phosphatase activity. The coding region runs from base 1 to 1806 and encodes 601 amino acids. The transcript is spliced from 2 exons. NCBI's taxonomy places the organism in Eukaryota, Viridiplantae, Chlorophyta, Mamiellophyceae, Mamiellales, Bathycoccaceae.